AUGAUAACUGACAUAGAACUCCAGGAGUUCAUUCAAAUUAGACCUGCUGAAGCUGCGGUGUUGAAAAAUACAAUGGAUAAUCCCACAACAACGCCGCUUCCAGCAGUGAAGGUUCACAUCUCACCACCAAGCAGCCGAAUAGUUAAACUGUUUCAUGAUUUUUUCAAUGGUUUGAUCGGUAUGGAUAACUUAGAAGAAUUACAGGCAAGACUCUUAUUUCAAGAAGGGUUUCUUGUGACACCGUAUGCAAAAAUCAAGUUGCUUUAUCAAAAACCUAAGAAUAAUUUGAAUUUUGUUACCAUCGAACCUCGCACUGAGCUUGUCAUAAAAGUUAAAACAUCCAUAAGCGAUGGCGAAAUUAUUAUACCCCACCAAAAAAUCCAUAAUUGUGAAAUACCGGAAUGCUUGACUAUUGCGAAAGAUAGUUAUGCUUUGACGACCUUACUGAACAAUACGACAGAUACCGUUACACUCGACUUUUCUGAACCCCUUUCUGUUGAACCAUUUUACCAGUCUAUACAUCCGACGAUAUGUCAAGAAUUUGAUCUUAAUAAUAUCAACGAUUCUCCAGAAAAUAAACUAGACUAUUCCAAAAUUAGAGUAGACCACCUAAAUUCAGAAGAACACUACCCCAAUUUAAACCCUGAACUAGACGAUAUCUCAAUGAUUGUCAACUUGGACAAUGAAACAGAUCAACCUGACUGUCAGGAACUUCCUACCGUUGACAAUACAAAUACUGACGAAGAUAUAAUCAAUGAAACAGAACAAACUGACUACCACGAACUUCCUUUUGUUAUUGACAAAACCAAUACUAAUGAAGACGAACUUGACAAAGAUGAUGAAACCCGGCACUCUAAUAAUCAACACCCGGUUGUUACAAUUCCUAUAUCAGACCAACCAUUGAACUUUGGCCAAAAUCAGAUCGUAAUUAAAACGGUCCUGCACUCUCCCGCCAAGCCGAAAAUCAUAAUUUUAUUCGAGAGAAAACAGCGGCUAUUAGUGCAAAUUUCAAAGAACAACCUUGAAUCAGAUGUUGUAAAUUUUGUCAAGGAAUAUAUUGUACCCGAUGUCCCAUACUAUAUAUAUUUCGAAGAUCCUGACAUAUACGAACCCUUCUCAGGCGCUUUACAAAAGUAUUUUAAAUGGCCCUCUAUCAAGUUUAAAAGGUGUCUUGAAAAACUUCUAGACAUCACUAGUAAUGAUGAAAUUAAAAGUUUAAUACAAAAUUAUCAUGAAGGGAAAUCAAAUCAUCGCGGGAUCGAUGAAACCUAUUCUCGCUUAAAACAAAAGUACUAUUGGCCAAAUUUGAAAAGUUCCGUUCAGUCAUACAUAAAUGACUGCGAAAUCUGUCAACAAGCCAAAUACGAGAGACACCCUGUUAAAGCGCAAAUGAAUAUCACUCCCACUGCUGUGAAGCCAUUUGAAAUAAUUCACAUGGACACAUACACAUUUGAAAAAUCUAAAUUUUUGACCAUUAUCGAUAGUUUUUCAAAGUACGCUCAAGCUUACCAUCUCAAUUCAAUGACAGGUACCGAAGUAGCUGACAACCUUAUCCGAUACUUUUCCCAUCAUGGAAUCCCGACACAAGUUAUUACUGACAAUGGCACCGAGUUUAAAAACUCAGUCAUAUCCGAGUUAUUAGGUUUACAUGGAAUCGAAAUACAUUUCUGUUCCCCGAACCAUCCCCAGUCAAAUGGCGUAGUCGAAAGAUUUCAUUCGACAAUAUCUGAGCAACUCCGAAUUUUAAACACUCAAGGCUUUCAAAAAACAUCUGUCCAAAUGAAAAUGAUAUACGCAAUCUUAGCAUACAACAACUCUGUUCAUUCUGUGACUAAAUUAAAACCCAUCGAUGUCAUAAAUGGUCAUCUCAGUGAAAAAGAUACAUUUGACAUCAGCUUAGACCAAAUUUUGUUGAAUGAUUAUGUAGAACAACACAAAGCACGCAGUAAGCUAUUAUAUACCAAAAUCAACGAGGCGCUUGUUCAAAAUAAAGAAAAAGUAAUUGAAAAGGCAAACAUAGCUCGAGAUAGUGCAAAAAUAUUUCAACCAGGUCAGAAAGCAUUCGUUAAGAAAAAUAUACGUCAGAAAAAUGCAAAUAAAUUCCAAAAAUCAUGUACACUAACAUCAGUCGAUCCUGGUAAAAAGACCGCUACUACUGAUAAACACAAUAAAGUACAUAUCGAUAAUUUGAAGCGUCCCCUUCGCAAACCAUAUUCAUUUAGCAACUAA
Molecule: messenger RNA, 2229 nt
Organism: Acanthoscelides obtectus
Lineage: Eukaryota; Metazoa; Arthropoda; Insecta; Coleoptera; Chrysomelidae
Source: the annotation of a GenBank genome assembly